Messenger RNA from Trichomycterus rosablanca, 2026 nucleotides. It is a transcript of the gene gpr34a, whose product is annotated as G protein-coupled receptor 34a. Gene Ontology annotation, cellular component: membrane. Bases 113 to 1357 code for a protein of 414 amino acids. The transcript is spliced from 2 exons. Gene Ontology annotation, biological process: G protein-coupled receptor signaling pathway. Gene Ontology annotation, molecular function: G protein-coupled purinergic nucleotide receptor activity. The record is from RefSeq and is a predicted model, not a curated record. Lineage: Eukaryota; Metazoa; Chordata; Actinopteri; Siluriformes; Trichomycteridae.
CGAACGUGCUGUGACUUUUACCCAGCUUACGAACCCAAAACCAUGAGAGAAAGGAUGAUGAAAACUUGUGCAUAAAUAGCAAUUCACAAUGAUAAAGUAGUAGAAAUCUUUCAUGCAUGAAAGGGCUCAAAUUAUAAACUACAUGCUGACUGGCAAGCACCCAGACACACUGCAAAAAAUGGGGGCAAACACAAUGACAAUGGUUACCAUUAACUACAAGUACCUGCAGCCAAACACCACUUUUCUUCAGCCCACUUCCCUAGAACAAAACAGUUCAUGUCCUUCAGAGGAAGAAUCCCUUCGUGUGCCAUUUGCUGUCUGUUACUCUCUGAUCUUCAUGUUCGGCUUAGUGGGGAAUCUGCUUGCCCUUUGGGUGUUCAUCUUCCUCCACUCACGCCGGAACUCAGUUCGCAUCUUUCUCAUUAACGUGGCCCUGGCUGACCUGGUGCUCAUAGCCUGCCUCCCAUUCCGCAUCAUGUACCAUGUACUUGGUAACUCCUGGCAGUUGGGUUCCCGUAUGUGCAAAGUUGUGGGAAACCUCUUCUACAUGAACAUGUAUGUAAGCAUCACUCUGCUGGGCCUUAUAAGUCUGGACCGAUAUGUAAAGAUACAAGAUUUUCCAGGAUCACGGGGAUCCUCCUGCCAUCGCUGGCUCAAAGGAAACAGGUGGAGUGUGGUGGCAUGCGGGGUACUGUGGACAGCCUCACUACUGGCAGUGGUUCCCAUGAUUGCGCUAGCCGAGGGCAACGAGGAGGAAGGCAAAUGCUUCCAUUACAAAUCUCGCACGCGAGCACGCAGUAAGGCCUACUUUAACUUAGUCCUGGUGGGAGGUUUCUGGCUGGUUUUCUUGGUUCUGGUGCUGUCAUAUGGACGGAUUGCUUGCCGUCUCUUGCAAGAAUCCCGUGAUAAGCAAGAUUUGCCUAAUGCAGGGCAUUAUGCCCGUGCGGCUAAAAAGUCUUUUGUGGUGCUCUUACUGUUUACCAUUUGCUUCGUGCCCUUCCAUGCUUUCAGAGGUGUGUAUGUUUGGUCACAGCUCACCAAUAUGCCCUGCGAGAUGCUCCGUUUCGUGGAUCGCACCAACGAGGUUAUGCUGCUCCUUUCUGCACUAAACAGCUGUUUGGACCCUCUCAUGUACUUUGUGCUUUCAGGUUCAGUGCGAAAAGCUACAAUGAAAGCUUUUUCCCAGGUUUUUUGUGUGCACUACAACCAAACAGUGGCCAUCAACAGUACCACCGCAGAGUUUCGCAGAACAUCAAUGUCCCAGGCAUCUACAACUGCGCUGGCUACUCCACGCGGAAGCAUUGGGCUAAUAGUCAUACCCCGUUGUAUAAAUACCAGUCCUAAAGAUAAUGCAUGAGCUUUUCUUAAUGCAGUCAUACAAGGCCUCUCUAAAAAAGCUGUAUGUACAGGAAACAAACUGUAAACAAAAAUCUAAAACUAAAAAACUUUUUGACUGUUGACAUUGCUAUAUUUUACCUCAUACAGACAGCAUGUUCCCACCUAAUUUGACCCUUCUGAAACAGAUUAACAUCUUUUCCAUGACCACAGGAUGUGUCUUUUGACAUGGUUGUUUAACAAAUGAGAAGCUACUCACGGCAUCGGUAAGGGUUAAAUAACUUGUUGCCAGCUGAAACAUAAUCACCCAUGCAGUAAUUAUCCAAUGGGAGGCUCUUACCUAUUUGCUUAGUUAAAUCCAGGUGGUGAUCUUUUUUUGGCCAGGCAGUGUAUAUAACAUACAGUGCUUAAUUUAUAAGACACUCAAAUUCCUAUUUGUCAAGCAGUGAUGUUGGAUGAGAAUGUCAAGCUUACAAUCAAUGUUUCAAUUCAUCCCAAAAAUGUAUAAUGUGGUUAAUUUCCCCAGACUGGUGCACACAAUUUUACUAGCAAUGUUCUGAUUAGACUUUACGAAUACACCCUAGCGUGACAAUGGCAAGUAGACAAGAAAGAUCAACUACACAUUACUUAAAGACAUCAGUAGUUAUUGUAAAACUGCACCAAAUAAAGUCUAAUACUUACACGUACAAAA